This is a messenger RNA of Gilbertella persicaria, 1858 nucleotides long. Its product is annotated as nucleoporin protein Ndc1-Nup. The coding region runs from base 50 to 1858 and encodes 602 amino acids. Gene Ontology annotation, cellular component: nuclear pore transmembrane ring; spindle pole body. The transcript has 8 exons. The record is from RefSeq and is a predicted model, not a curated record. Gene Ontology annotation, biological process: nuclear pore organization. Gene Ontology annotation, molecular function: protein-macromolecule adaptor activity. Lineage: Eukaryota; Fungi; Mucoromycota; Mucoromycetes; Mucorales; Choanephoraceae.
UUUUUUUUUUCUUUUUUUUUCUUUUUUUUUUCUUUUUAUACACAUCACAAUGGAGACUUCUUCGGCGGCUAUGCUCCAGCCUGCUAAAAAGAAAUGCGCAUCUUAUACUGAAGCUUAUUUAUCCACUAUGAAUUAUGUUAACAAACGCUUUUUCAAGUCCCUUGGCUUAUUUUCAAUUGUAUUUACCAUCUUGUUUCAAUUACGAUUCAGUUUCAAUUAUUAUGCUCUUCUUGAUCUGAUGUCAUUCACAAGUCUGGCAUGUGUUGCCUUAUUGAUGGUGACAGGUGUGGUCUUUUUCUUUGUUCGUAACUUGAGUUUUACAGUCUGGGAACCUACUUAUCCUAGUUUACUAGCUGAAUAUGUAGGCAAUGGAACAUCCCUUGAUAAUGCACUCUUGUUGAGUAUUCAUGCUGGACUGACUUGGACACUGGUUCGAUUCUAUUUUAGUUGGAUUGCCCAAGAAAAAUACACUGAUGCCUUUCUAUUGAAGCCAUUAGGGCAUUAUUUGGGUACACGACAAUUGAACCAAGAGAAUAUCUUUAUUGCUUAUUAUAUUUUUGUAUUGGCUUGUCAUUACACUUUCUUAUAUGUCUCUAAGCGAUAUCAUGUGAUCAAAAUCAACCAAGUUCAACAAUCACUCUGGUCAGAUAUCAAAACAAGCUUUGCUACUUUACUCUGCCAAUCUUCAAUGACAGCUAUCCAUAGUUUUUUGUUUGCUUAUGUGACUUAUAUUCUAUUCAAUCGAUCCAUCUACCAUGUAGUUGCUCGUUUGUUUGGUAUUUUUUACAAACUACUGGAUUCACCUAUUAUUGGAUUUGAUUGGCAUGAUAUCCAUUUGAUGUUGCGUUGUAUGAUGGCAGGCAGUAUGACCAUCAGUACAUUUAACUUUAUUCAUCGUCUGUACAAUAUCAGUUAUGGUUCUCGUAUGGCUGUGACAGAUGGACUGGUCAAUCAAUUUGAUGUGUUGAUCGAUGGUCUUGAAGGACAAAAAGAGAUUCAAAUGGUUGCAUUUGCUGAAUUAGCCAUGAUAGCCACGAAACAAGAAGAGACACGUCAUACUUUAUUUCGUACAGUAGGUAAAGAUGUACAAGAUACAGCUUGGUAUAGAAUCAUGCGUGCUUGUCUUAAAGUGAUGGAUGAACUUAGAACCAAGAUGGAUAUUGAGUAUUAUGGUGUGUCUGUGCCUGUGACACCUGCUAUGAAACCUGUUGAACCUCCUUCUUCAAAUCAACCUCGUCUUCAGUUAUCAGAAGGUGAUAUUUAUGCACGCCACCAAACAAAGUAUACUGCUUUAGAUGAUCGUACCAAAUACAUCUUUUAUGAUGUAGCAGAGCGUAUGGAAACCAAUUUAGUGCCUAAUACUGCUCCUCGUUUGACUACCUGUGCUCAAAAGAUCACUCAGACACGCUUUGUUGAAUUCAUCAAGACAUUGGAACUCAAGGCAGGAUUAGGAGGUACUCUGGAACCCUUGUAUGGAGAGACAGUCCUACGUCGUGUUCAGACUGUGUUUAGUAAAUACCAGCUGGUGAUUUGGGCCAUUCAAAGUGUGGCUAGUUUGACAUCGCAUUCACUUCACGAAGAUCCUUAUGGUUAUGUACAGAAUAACAUUGCUGAUGUCUUGAAUGCCUUAUUGGGCUUAUUGGUUAAUGUUGAGAAAUACAUUCAGACGCCUCCUUUAGGCUAUCAUCGAUUAUUAAAACAACAGGAACAAUCACAAGAAGCAGAAGCCGUUGUAUUAGCUACAAGAGAAGCCAUUUAUCAAAUAAGAACAACAUUUGAUGAAUUCCUUGAUCAUUUCUCGAUUGAUAGAAAAUACAGUAACCAAUGGCAGCGUUUCCUUGAUUACCAAGAAUUGUAA